Nicotiana attenuata is the source of this 2458-nucleotide messenger RNA. RefSeq lists its product as uncharacterized. The transcript is spliced from 4 exons. The record is from RefSeq and is a predicted model, not a curated record. Bases 260 to 2290 code for a protein of 676 amino acids. NCBI's taxonomy places the organism in Eukaryota, Viridiplantae, Streptophyta, Magnoliopsida, Solanales, Solanaceae.
CCCAGACUCCGUCCACCUUAUUUUAAAGUUUGCAUUAUCCCUUUGGAUCCUUAUUUGUAGCUUAUAAGACCUAGUUGUUGGGAGAUAUUUUCGCUCUCCUGGAUUGAAUUUGUUGAUUCUUUCAUCGAUCUGAGAUAAAUUAGGGUUUCGAAUUGAAAAUUUCCUCAGGCUUAACAUCGGAUUCUCGAAUCAAGUUUCUGAUCUUCUCUCACAAAAUUUAAUCUCUUAUAAAAAGUCAUCUAGGAAACUGAGAUAUAAAAUGGUUUAUUCAGAGAAACAACAAUCUAUGGACAAUCGGGAGGUGAAUGAGGUUGAGCAAUCGCAUAAUGGCGAGGAAUUGGAGGAAUCGUCAUCUUCGACAUCGGCGGUGGUAAGCACAUCAACGUCAGGACUGACGGUGAGGUUGACGGAGAUUCUUGUGGAGGAAGGAGAUGGAGAUCUAUUGCUUCAGCGGAGCGAUCGAGAGAAUAAUGUAAUGCAGUGGCUUCAGGCUCUGGAUAUGCAGGUCAUGGGGGCUUGCCGUGCCGAUGAAAGGUUAAAGCCUUUGUUGAAGAUGAAUGUUGCCUCUGGUGCUGCCGAAGACGGCUUAUUCUCUCAACUUAGUCAGCAUUUUGAACCGGCAGAAGUCGGUAUGCUAGUAAGGUGCUUGUGCAUUCCACUUGUUUCAAUACGCGUUGGGAAGAUCAAGAAGGAGGGAACCCUCUUGUGCCCGACCGCCACAAGGGGAAACUUAAACCUCACAGUUCUGCCCACAUCUGAGUUGCGCAUCUCAUUCAUUGGCGAUGAUGGUAGCACAGAGAGACUGGCAACAUUCUUCUGUCAAUCUGAUUGUGCUGCCGUGGAGAUUAAAGAUAUUAUGGCUGACAAUUCCGGGCGGUCUUUCCUGAUAAACAUUCCUGAUGGUGAGACUUCCUAUUUUUGGUGCUCAGAAAAGUCUAAGCUCCUUGGCAAUGAGCUGAAAAGAAAGAUGAGGGAUUUGCUUAAGAAGAAACCUUCCUUGGCUGAAUUAACUGGAAUCAGUGAAUCCCGGAUAGACUGUUUUGCCAUACGUCUUCGAGCUUAUCUCAUUGGUUCAGCAGUCACAAACGCUCAAGCAAGUUCAAUGCCGGCAACAAAUCCUUCUGGGAAUGGCCGUAUUGGUUCAUGUGAACAUGGUCUUGAUGCUCAGACAUCAGUUACAUUUCAAAAACCUCAGCGCUCUCGGCAUUAUAGUGUUCAAGGACCAAAAUCCAGCCCUCUUAACCUGGGUAGCCUUAGUCCUAGGUCUAGUUCUUUUAAAGAGAGCUUGCUCAGGAACUCAUCAUCACUACGCAUUGCUAAAGACAGGCUAAGGCGCCGUGGAGAUAGCAAUUCAUGUUUGGAUAGACAAACUCCUACACCGGGCAGAGUAGAUGUGCCUAGUUCAGUUCACGUACAAGACGAAAAGCUUCCAGAAGAAGCAAAUCCUACACUUGCUUCGGAGCUACUUGUUGCUGACCUUCCCUUUGUAGGCUCUGCUGCUAUUAUCCCUUCUUUGGAUUCAACGGUCUUCUCUCCUUAUUACUGUUGGUGCCCUCCUGCUGCGUCCACUCAAUACUCAGUUGGAACUCCGCAUCUGCCUAUUUUGUCUAAUGAGUCGUUCUCACUACCACAGCUCUCUUCGAUGGCAGCUGCUCGUUCAUCUAGUAUUUUGACAACAAAGCUGCCACUUACUGUCACCAAUGUCUCAACUUUAGAUUUGCCACCUCUGCUGCCUGACCCAUUGAUCAGGUUGCCACUAUCUUUGCAAGCUUCGCAACAGAUUCCUUCUUUCACACCAUUGAUGUGUGAUCCUAUUGUCCAUAUUCCAGUUAUUGAUGUUUGCUCUUCAGGCCAAGGCUACUUAGUAAGUGCUGGACUUGCUAUAUCUGGAACUCUUCCACCAUUGCACCCAAAUAUUGUGAAUCCUUUAAUCCCACAAAAGGAAUCAGUACUUGAAAAAAAUGCCAGGGAGACACUCCGGUUGCUCAUAAAUGGUUCUAAUCAGCCCAGCACACAGCUAAUUGAUGUACUGCCUUCUGUGCUGUCCAGUAGUGAACAGACCCAAAAUAUGUUGGGUGCCGGAAGCCGGGGCCUUUACUCUGGAUCCAUAGAUGUUGGUACCAUAGCCAAUGGUUUUGCAACAAGGGGUUUGAUGUCACUUUCCGAGAGGCCUCUUGGAAGGGUUAGCAAAUGGCAGUUCAGCACAGGGAACAUAGUUGAUCAGGUUGACAGACGAUUGGGUUCUGGUGAAUUGGAUGAGGGUUUUACAGAUAUUGAAGAGGAAAACUGAAGUGAAAAUUCAAUCGUUUUGUUUCCUUUAAAUGUAUUUCAGGUUUUGCUGCUGAAGCUGUAGAUAUCUUUGCAUGUGGCUUUCUUUUGUCGAAUGUAAUUAGUCUUGAAUUUGUAUGCCUAAUGUUACCUUUCUCGGGUUGUGAUAAGUGGUCUGUUAAUUAGGCUA